CGGUCUAUGGCGCGUACUCGUCAGUAGGGGAGAGGAGAGGACAGAAGGCGGCAGAAAGACAAAUAAAGCCGAACUAGCAGAUUUUUCAGAAAACCGCAACACGAAACCCAGUCGAGAUGUCAGAGGAAAAGCCAAAGGAAGGAGUAAAGACUGAGAAUGACCACAUCAACCUCAAGGUUGCAGGGCAAGAUGGGUCGGUGGUUCAGUUCAAAAUAAAAAGACACACACCUCUCAGUAAGCUAAUGAAGGCGUACUGUGAACGACAGGGACUCUCAAUAAGGCAGAUCAGGUUCAGGUUCGAUGGCCAGCCGAUCAAUGAGACGGAUACACCUGCACAGCUGGAAAUGGAAGAUGAAGACACCAUAGAUGUUUUCCAGCAGCAGACAGGCGGGCAUUGCUAAGCCCUACCCACCUCAUUGAUGGCCACCCUCAGACAACGCCCUCAACCACCUUCACUGUUCAUCCCUUCCCCACCACUCCUCUCAGCUUAUUAUUAUUAUUAUUAUUAUUAUUAUUCCUUAAGUUUAAAGAUGUCUGUCAUGGUUUUCGUCAGGUGUGGGCGGGGGCCUCGUCAGCUGUUUAUGUGCUGUCUCAGUCAGGACUGAACAUUUGUGUGUGUCAACAGUCUCUCUGCUGGCCAGUCAGGACACCGAUUUUGUUCUGGCACCGCAGGCUGUGAUUGGACCAACAGCUCAUCACAGCUGUUCCUGGUUUGUCACUGCUUUUGGUUCACAGUGCAGUGAAAGCUUAGUAUCCAGUAGUUUCACUGUUUUCAUCCAUCAGGGUUGAACGCGAGGCUCUGCGAGUAUUUUGUCAGUGGGCAUGAAAAUGGUUUGAAGUGGAAGCACUAUCUGAACUUAAUACACACAUGCUUUCCAUUUCACUUUAUUUUUGUGUGUGUGUUUGUUGUCUGAAUGGUGACUCCUGCUUUUUUCUCAAAUGCAUUUUAAUUCUCUUUGCAUUUUAGGUGCUUCUGCAAUUUUUCUUCUUUUGUAAUUUUUUUUUUUUUUUUUUUUGGUCAGUUAUUUUAAGUGUAACACCCAUGGGGCAUAUGAUCGGCAUCUUUUUUUUUUUUUUUUUUUUUUUUUACUUUUCCACCCCCUCCUAUACAGCAGUAUCAGAAUGGGUGUUAGAUAAAUGUUGUGGGGCUUGGACCAAUACUCCAAAAAACUGAACGUCUGCUUCAUAUUUGACGUGCUUCUCUCUAAAAGCAAACUUCAAGGUGAAAACUGUCAUAUUUAAAGGCGUUUAUAUUGCAUCAGUGUUUGCUUCCUCCUAGAUGGCUACUAACUGAACGAUUGUAUCUGCGGUACACAGAUAAAUGCUUAUUCAGAAAAAUGCUUGUUUCAGGGGAGAGAAUUCAUUAAUACCACAUAAGUGCAGCCACAGGUGGAGUUAUUUGGCAUUUGAUUUGGUAAAGAGUCUCUUGGUGCAAAAUAUGUAACUUUUUAAAAAAAAAAAUUUAUUUUUUUGUUCUGUUUUUCAAAGUGGGCCAGUGACCAGUCUAUGAUAAUUUUAAAAGGUCUGCUUGUGGUAGAGGGCGGGAUGUGGGUGGGAAUAACUGAAAGGUUCUUCCUCAGUGCUAUUUUGAGUUCAGGUGUCUCAUCCCCUGUAUUGCCCUUGGACAAGUAGGCUGACGAGAAAAGGGAUUUUUAGAUAUUUGAGGAUGAACAGCUUCAAAUUCGAGCAACGCCCAACAAAAGUUGAAAUGUUUUUGUUAAGACACCAACACUUUCCACUGCUACGCCAGCUGCUGAGAUGCUGUCUGCCUGUGUGUUUUGCUGCAGUGUUACAGUGGCAGUCUUUCAAGUGGUGAUGAGUGUCUCACUAUUUUUACAUUCUGGAGAGUGAAGCAUGCAGUUUGUUGCAUAUCAGGUCAGGGAGGUCAGCCAAUGGAGUUUGGGAGAUAAGUCUUCUAUACCCACAGGGCCCCGUUCUUCGUAUGUGGGUAACCAAAUUAGCCCAAAUUAGCUUUGAAUGUAAAUAGUCUGAAAUGAGCUUAAUUUUUUUUUUUCCAGUUCAGCCACGAUUCCUGCAAAAAACACCCAGCUUUCUUGAAGUUAGUUCAGAACUAAGUUUAUUUAAAAUGGUUAUUAGGAAAGGCUGUAUCUUUCAGAGUUAAGUACAUGUUAAAAUACAUCAAAAUAAAAUCAAUACAGCUAAUAUUAAAACCUACAGUCUAUAUUUUGUGUCAAAAGCUAUAUCUGAAUAUUUUCAGCAGCUACAAUACAUGUUUUUCAUCUUUUAUUUGAAUAGUUACGAGUCAGUGCCAGUACCGAGACGUUUCUUUUUAGUGAGGAAGUAAAAGAAAUCUUAUUUCCUUACACGGCCAUCAGCAAGCAUCUGUCAAUAUUGUGUGGCACAGCGACAUGUUGAGUUUUUGUGUGACCUGCAUCUGCACAAGCUAGUCACAAGCAGCGAUCAUGACUUCAGCUUUUGUCACACAAAGUAAGAGCACACUUUACAACACCAACAAGUCAGCCCUCCGCUCGCAUUUUAAGAACUGAGUGAGCUGGACGAAGAUCAGCUGAGCUUAACUGUAAAGUACGAAGAACGGGGACCAGGUCUUGUCAUGUUAUGUUUUCUCUACUGAUUUGUACAUUAUUUGUGGUCUUUUACUACUGUAUACAAUAAAUAUAGUUUGGUACUCAGAUUUUAUCUUGCAA
Archocentrus centrarchus (flier cichlid) is the source of this 2666-nucleotide messenger RNA. RefSeq names its product small ubiquitin like modifier 3a (gene sumo3a). The transcript is spliced from 5 exons. Bases 117 to 401 code for a protein of 94 amino acids. The record is from RefSeq and is a predicted model, not a curated record. Gene Ontology annotation, molecular function: protein binding. NCBI's taxonomy places the organism in Eukaryota, Metazoa, Chordata, Actinopteri, Cichliformes, Cichlidae.